UUCCGUCCCGCAAAAUAAUUCGCGUAAACUAUUAUUCGCCGCCGGCCCCCGUGUCCAUUCCUAGGGUUUCUUCCAUCCCCACGCCGGCGGCGGCGUUGUCUCGCGGCGGCGCCGGCGGACUCCUCUCUGCUUCCUUCCCCGUUCCCGUUCCUCCCCCGCGCCGCAAGCUAUGGCAGUGCAAGCUGGAACCCCAGCUACUCCUAUAAGCCCCCAAGUGAUUAGUGGUGCAUUUGUUCAGCAAUAUUACCACAUUCUACAUGAGACACCAGAUCAGGUCUAUAAGUUCUAUCAAGAUGCAAGUAUUGUUGGUCGGCCUGAUUCUAAUGGAGUCAUGAAAUAUGUAUCAACAACUGCUGAUAUCAACAAAAUAAUCUUGUCUAUGGACUUCAGCAACUACUUAACAGAGAUAGAGACUGCAGAUGCACAGUUAUCUCACCAGGAUGGUGUGCUCAUUGUUGUUACUGGAUCUUUGACAUCUGAAGGCAUAUGCCGUAGAUUUACACAGUCAUUCUUCCUUGCACCACAAGAAUCUGGUGGCUAUGUUGUUCUCAAUGAUAUUUUUAGAUUUAUAGUGGAAAGGCCACCAGUUGCAAUAAGUCAAGUUAGUCAAGAAAAUGAGAACAAUCAGAACACUGCCACUCUUCCUGAAACUGAUCCUAAUCCAGCGGGAGAUGGUAUGAUCUCAGAGCCUGUGGCAGUGGAAAAUAAUGUUGCGGAGGGGGAAGUGACAAAUUCCACGGUUGAUGGCACUAGUAUUGAAAAUAAUGCUACUGCUGCUGUCGAACCACCUGUACAAAUGACGAAAGAGGAGCCCAGGAAGAUCUCUGUUGCUGCUCCUCCCCCUCCAGCUCAGAAGGAUGUAACGAAGAAGUCCUAUGCGUCGAUUGUGAAGGUUAUGAAGGAGGUGUCACUAACCCCAGUUGUCAAACCUAAGCCAGCUCCAAAACAUGUGGUUAAGACUGUUGAAGCUUCAGAGAAACCUUCUGUUAAAAGUUCUCAAACUGUUGAAAUCACUCCGAAUGAUAACAACGAUGCUGAAAAUAACACUUCUAAUGAUGAGCAAGGUUACUCAGUUUUUGUGAAGAGUUUGCCUCACAAUGUGACAGUCCAGACGGUUGAGGAAGAGUUCAAGAAAUUUGGCGCUAUCAAGCCAGGUGGCAUCCAAGUUAGGAACAACAAGAUUGACCGGUUCUGCUUUGGUUUUAUUGAGUUUGAGUCCCAGCAAUCUAUGCAGGCAGCAAUUGAGGCAUCUCCGAUUCAUAUGGGUGGGAAAGAAGUAUUUGUUGAGGAGAAAAGAACCACUACCCGAGUUGUGAAUGGUGUUGUCAUCACGCGUGGUGAUAAUGGGAAUGCUGGUGGAGGCGGACGUUACCAAUCUGGAAGGGGAGGCUACCGCGGUGAUAAUUUCAGGGGACGGGGUGGUGGCUAUGCGAACAGCGGAAACUACCGUGGAGGUGAUAACUUCAGCAGGAGGAACGACUUGAGAAAUCGCAACGAGUUUUCAGGUCGUGGUCGAGGGCCACCGCCUGGGAAUGGCUAUCAGAACAACGGAUUCCAUCCAGCAAGGCCGUUCCAGAACGGAAAUGGGAGGUUCACCCGAGUCAACGGCCCUAGGCAAACACCGGUUGCGGCAUAGAGGAGGGCAAUGAUGAAGGGAAAUUCACCGUAGCAGGAAUUUCCUGAAGAGAUUAAAAAUUUUUAGUAGAGCAUUGUUUCAUAGACAAUUUGGGAUGGGCAUCAAGAUUCUUUUGCACCUUGUAACGGCUGCUACAAGGUGAGUUUUGGUGAUUAAUUGCCGUUGACUAACGUCCAUUGGUUGGUGGUGUUCCAAAAUUGUAUUAUCUGCCGAUCAGAAUUUGGUGAGAUGGGAUAUAUCCAUAACGUCCAUGCAGAGAUUUAUGCUACUAGUCGUAUCUCUGUUUGUCA
This is a messenger RNA of Oryza sativa Japonica Group (Japanese rice), 1926 nucleotides long. RefSeq names its product nuclear transport factor 2. Lineage: Eukaryota; Viridiplantae; Streptophyta; Magnoliopsida; Poales; Poaceae. Gene Ontology annotation, molecular function: mRNA binding. The record is from RefSeq and is a predicted model, not a curated record. Gene Ontology annotation, cellular component: cytosol; ribonucleoprotein complex.